AUGUGACACUGGAGAUGGUGAUGGCCACACUGCCCAACUUUCAUCAGGCUUCUCUCCAGAUGUCCCUGACCUGGCAACUGGGCAGACGUCAGCCCCUUAGUGUGGCUCUGGGCCAGCAUGAGGAGGAGUAUUUUUCAGGCCCUGAGCCCAAGGCUGUGCUGAAGAAGUUCAGGGAGGAGCUGGCUGCCCUGGAUAAGGAAAUUGAGAUCCGGAAUGCAAACCUCUAUAUGCCCUACGAGUACUUGCGACCCAGCAGAGUGGAAAACAGUGUGGCCAUAUGAGCACACCCGGCCUGUGGUUGUCUCAGCAUCUCUUCCCCCAACCCACAGCCCCAUCCCUUAGAGCUUUCAGUCUUCCUCUCCCCAGCCAGGCCCCUUUCUCUCUCCACCCUCCAUAGAGAGUCCCUUUUGCUUUGUAUGUGUCCACAGUGAACACAUUGCACUCUAGAUGCACCACCUAGGGGCCUCAUUUUCUCCUUAUUCCUCCCACUUUUCCUAUUGUCCUCCCUUCCUCCCUCAUCACUGGGUUCUCCCAAAGGGCAGAUAGUAGUCACACUUAUAUAAACGGUUUCACUGGACUAGGGCAAUAAUACAUAUUACUCCACAUGUUUACAAUUUUGAGUUUAACAAUAAAAAAAGAUAUUUUAAACUAAUGAAAGAAACGAAAUUAGAUAAAACUAUCCUAAAUCAAACACUGGCCAAAGAAUAUACAGUACGUCUUUUUAACUCAGUGGGAUUUAACACGUCCUGAAGCCAGACACAACACAGGGCAGACCAUGGACACGGCAAUUCUCAAGAUUUUCACUUUGUGGCUCACUUAGAAAACGACACGUGGAAGUAAAGUGGUUAAACCCAAGAAGCUGCUCCCAGCUGGAGGGAUUUGGCCUUGGGCCUUCAGUCUGAGGGGUCCAUACUUAUAACCCAUUUGCAGUUCACCAGCCUGGAGGCUCCAAAUAAAAGUAAUGAACUGG
This is a messenger RNA of Myotis brandtii (Brandt's bat), 970 nucleotides long. Its product is annotated as arachidonate 15-lipoxygenase-like. Lineage: Eukaryota; Metazoa; Chordata; Mammalia; Chiroptera; Vespertilionidae. Bases 15 to 281 code for a protein of 88 amino acids. The record is from RefSeq and is a predicted model, not a curated record. The transcript has 2 exons. Gene Ontology annotation, molecular function: metal ion binding; arachidonate 12(S)-lipoxygenase activity; arachidonate 15-lipoxygenase activity. Gene Ontology annotation, cellular component: cytosol; plasma membrane. Gene Ontology annotation, biological process: lipid oxidation; linoleic acid metabolic process.